AUGACAAGUAAUGGGAAAGAUGAUGGCCCAAAACUUAGAGAAGAAAAGAAUUACAGAGAAUUUUAUCCUUCUCUUGCAGAUACUCAAUUGCUUCCAUUGAUCUUUGACAUAAAAAAUGUUAAGAACCUUAAUUUACCUGAAAUGGAUCAAUCAAACAAUGAUCUUUUAAGUCAUACAAUUCAAUGUAAACAAACUAUUUUUAAUGGGAAAAUAAAUACAGAACCACUAAUUAUCGGGAAUACUGUGGCAAAUUUUCGUAAAUGUAAAUUUAAUAUCGCUGAAUUAGCUAAAGAUAUUGAUAAUGCUAUGGUUGAGAAAGAUUUAAUCUAUGAACAGUCUAAACCACGCUUAAAGAAAAAGAAAGUAGCAGUACAAUCAGAUCUUGGAGCACAAAUUAAUAAUGCUGAAUCAUUGUUGUCUUCGUCAUAUAUGUUAAAAAUACGGCAUGAUUUCAAUAAGCAAAAUCAAAUAUUUAAUAUGAAAGAUCUAAUUAGAGAUUCUCCAGGUUUGAAAAAUUUUAAGAUACAAUACGAUAUGGAUGAGCAAGAUUUCUUGUUUAUUAAACAUUUAAAUGAGAUAUACCCAGAUCUUAAUCUUAAUGAACUGCAAUUUGAAGCUCUGAUUUCAAUUCUAGAGUAUCAAUGGUCUUAUAUGCAAUCGCAUUUCCCAAUUCCAGCCCCACCUUUAGCGUCAUUUGAUCAAUUAUGUUCAGUAUGUAACACAGAGGAGACAUCCACAAACAAUAUUAUAUUUUGUGAUUCAUGCAAUGUGGCGGUACAUCAGGAUUGUUAUGGAAUAUUAUUUAUCCCACCUGGUCCAUGGUUAUGUAGACCAUGUAUUCAAAAAAAUUUAACUUUAACUAAACCAUAUUGUUGUGUUUGUCCAGAGAUUGGAGGACCUUUAAAACAAACUUCUUGUGGAACGUGGGUUCACGUUUGGUGUGCGGUAUGGGUUAGAGAGUUAUGUUUCGGAAAUUGGCAUUAUUUAGAACCUGUAGAAGGGAUAGAAAAGAUACCGGCAUCAAGAUGGAGAUUGGUAUGUUCUAUUUGUAAAAUGAAACGCGGAGCUUGUAUUCAAUGUACUAAUAAAAGUUGUUUCACUGCAUUCCAUGUGUCUUGCGCAAUGAAAGCAGGGUAUCAAAUGACUCAAUUAGAAACAGGAUCUCUUGCAGAAAUGGCACUUGGUAAUGAAAAAUUAGAAUGUUUUUGCGACAAACAUUCAGAUUCGAUACCUGACAUUGAGAAUAGAAUUCAAGAAAUAAGAGAUGAGGUUUGGGAGAUAAAUACUUUUGCAAUUCUCGAUGAUAAUGUAACUGGAAAAAAUCAUAGUCCCCUGGAUGAUACUAUAUCAAAUAUUAGAAAGUUUCCAACUGCUCCAAUGAUAUUUGUUCACCAAUUACAAUCAGUUUUAUCUCAAUUAAUGAUAAAUAAUAAUGGUUUAAGAAACAUCAGCAUAGAUAUUUGUAAAUAUUGGAGUCUGAAAAGAGAACUCAAUGAUGGUGCACCACUGUUUGAGCCAAAUAAUAGCCAUGUUUACUCCUUUGACCUCCUAGAUGAGGGCCAGAUAAAUGAUAGACUUGAGUUUGGUAAAAUUUUAUCACCAGAUUUAGCAUCUUUGCAAGAAUUAUCGAAAUUGGUUUAUAAGAGAAGUAAUAGUUUGAUUGAAAAAGUGACUAAUGAUAGAUUAAUACAUGACAUAAUUCAAAACCCGGAUCUUUUCGUCUUGAAUAGUAUUAUUAUUAAAAAAUUUGUCAUAAGUGAUAUAUUCAAACAGCUAAAGUUUUCACUUGUUGACCCAAAAUAUAAAGAUGUGUUAAGGAUGUGCGAAGAAAGAAAAUUUAAAAAGGCCACAGAUUUUUAUAAAGCAAUUAAUCAAAUGUUUGACGAGAUUUUAGAAUCUCCUGAUACAAGUAGAGUGCUAGGCAAAAAUAUAGAAAAGGCUCAAGGUAUUUUGGGCGUUGCUUCCGGAUCACUAACCAACAAUAAUUUAAAAGAAAUGUUGGAGCAAGACUUCAGUAUAUAUGAUUCCCUAAAUACAAAAGAGCUGGAAUGGAACUCUUUCUUCGCGCUAAAAACUGAAGGUUUAAGUGAUGUAGAAGAACUUGACGACUCUGAUAAAUCACGUUUAGAUGACAUAUUAAGCGAUAAGUUCGUCAAGCCCAGGACGAAGAUUAAAAUAAAACCCAGAAGACUACGCUCAAGAAGGAGAAGAUAG
Messenger RNA from Maudiozyma saulgeensis, 2214 nucleotides. NCBI's taxonomy places the organism in Eukaryota, Fungi, Ascomycota, Saccharomycetes, Saccharomycetales, Saccharomycetaceae. The record is from the annotation of a GenBank genome assembly.